GUCAGUAAGCAUUGAAUAUUGAGUGCUCAGACUGAGUCGUUUUGAUUUUCAAGGUCUCUUGGCUCAUGAAAAUGACUAAUUCAGGUUAGCUGGGAUUCUCGACUAAAUUUCUAACACAGCUUGUUCUUUGAGCAAUGAAUUAACAUUACCUCGUAUAUACUCAGCAUAAUAUACAAAGCAAAAUGGGGAAUUUUUGUACAUGCUGUGCCUGGAAGUCGCACGACAAGCCAAUGGGUGAGACAAACGCCAUGAAUUAUGGAUCGGCUGUUCCCAAUCAUGUUGACCAUAUGGGGAAAUCACAAUCAGUUUAUCAGUCUGAAUAUAUCAAGGAUGCUAUAUCUAGUUAUCGCCCUGUAUCCAAUGAUCCUCCACACAUUAAUAAGUCCCAGCCUUAUCGUCGUCUGGAUAAUCGUGUUUCCAGAGCAAUGCACAAUGGAACUGCUCCGUUAGAUAUGCACGGGGGCAAAGAUUUUUCCUACCGAGCACAAGGAGACUUUGGAAUAAACAAUGAACCUUCAGACUUUAUGCUCUCCUCAAUAUAUACUCAGUCAAGCACUUCAAAUUUGCAACACAUUUCUGAAAGAGAACCAGAUGAUGCUGAAGCUGAUCCAUCUUUAAAUCCAACUAAAAGGACCCUAUUUAUGCAACGUUCAAGCAAAGAUAUUGAGAAAAGAGUUCGUGAAAUUCGGACUAAAUAUGAUCGUAAUGUCCCAAGGAGUCGUCAAAACGGUCUUCCUCUGCUUUAUCGAUCCAGUUCAACAUCAACCAUAUGGUUGCAUGAUUCAACUGUUACCAGACCAGAUCCAAAGUCUACUGUUCGUGCAUUAGCUCAGGCAAUUUACCUACAGAUAAAACACCGAGAUCUUAGCAAUGCUUGUGAUCCUAUAGUUGAAAUCUUUGAUGAAUCUUUACAUCCUAUUCAGAAUGAACCUGUCCCAUUUGAUUAUACCACACGUGAUCCAGAUUUAAAAACAGUUUAUCGUUUUAUUCGAAAUUUAUUUCAAAUGGCUCAACUUUCUCCAGAAUGUGCAAUAGUCACAAUGGUCUACUUAGAACGCCUUCUAACUAGCGCUGAGACAGAAUUGACACCCAGUACAUGGAAAAGGAUCGUUCUAUGCGCUAUAGUACUGGCUAGUAAAGUGUGGGAUGAUCAAGCAGUUUGGAAUGUGGAUUAUUGUCAAAUUCUCAAAGAUAUGCAAGUGGAUGAUGUAAAUGAACUCGAAAGAAGAUUUUUAGAAAUCAUUCAAUUUAAUAUCAAUGUGCCUAGUUCAGUUUAUGCAAAAUAUUAUUUUGAUAUUCGAUCUCUUUGUGGCGCUAGUUGUCCAGCAACACUAUUGUCUACUGAUCGGGCUUAUAAACUUGAGGCAUUUUCACGGAUUAUGGAUGAUCAAUUCCAUGAUAUUGUUCAAAAAUGUCUUACUAAACGAAAAUGGGGAAGUUUUGAUAAUUUAACAUCUUCACCACCAUUUCGACGUGCUGUCAUCUCAUGAGAGAUAGGAAGGAUACACUGAAGCUUAAUUUCAUCAUUAUGUAGCGCAUGAAUUCAUUACUGAUGAUGAUCUCUUAACGAUGUCCAUCGACAUUUCCUAUUUUAUUUUCUUUCUGUUUAUGUAAUAAGCAAAUUAUUGUUGAUCUGUAUUCGCUUUUAUUUUGGUUUUCUUUUUUCAUUAU
Messenger RNA from Trichobilharzia szidati, 1671 nucleotides. NCBI's taxonomy places the organism in Eukaryota, Metazoa, Platyhelminthes, Trematoda, Strigeidida, Schistosomatidae. The record is from the annotation of a GenBank genome assembly.